GUAUUUGGGAAAUCCAAGAAGAAGAAGAAGCAGAGACUCAUGGAAGAGUUUCAAGGUCCAGAACCACGCGGCCAAAUGAUGAGCGAGAAUCCUCGAUCCCUGGAGCUUAAUCAACGCAAAUGGUGGAUCUCUGUUUUCUUCUGCGGUUUCUUGAUCUUUGCCGGAGAUUCUCUUGUCAUGCUUCUGUUGAACUUCUUCUACGUCCAAGAUAAUCGAUCAGAGAGUAAUCAAGACCGACAAUACAAAGGAACAUGGACACAAGCUCUGAUCCAAAACGCUGCCUUUCCAAUCUUGAUUCCAUUCUUUUUCAAAUUUUCUUCACCGAACCCGGAAACAGUCUCCAAUCAAACCAACAACGGCUGGUUUCGAGUUCUCUCGCUCUACGUUUCUCUCGGUGUUCUUGUCUCUGUUUAUAGCAAGUUAUACGCGCUGGCGAAAUUAUACGUAGGAUGGGGGAUUUUGGUAUCAACUCAAUUGAUACUCACCUCCCUCUUCUCAGCUUUCAUAAACCGUCUCAAGUUUAACAGAUGGAUCAUCAUAUCGAUAAUCUUCACUCUUGCGGCCGACUUUUUUGGCAGCCCUGCGUUUGCUGGAACCCCUGAUGAAGAUGAAACUGAUGCUUACGACAUCAAGGCAUGGUUGAUACUCAUAUUCCCUACUCUUGCUUUCUCCUUGUCUCUGUGCCUAAUGCAGCUCGGGUUCGAAAAAGUGUUGGUGAAGACAAAGAGGUAUGGUAACAAGAAGGUGUUUCGGAUGGUCUUGGAGAUGCAAAUCUGUGUUUCCUUCAUCGCCACACUCGUUUGCACUGUGGGUCUGUUUGCGAGUGGUGAGUUUAAGGAGUUAAAAGGUGACAGCGAGAGGUUUAAGAAAGGGAAAACUUACUACAUUCUGAGUUUGGUCGGGUUGGCUCUCUCUUGGCAGGUUUGGGCGGUCGGGCUGUUAGGUCUGGUGCUAUUGGUGUCCGGUUUAUUCGCUGAUGUUGUUCAUAUGUGUGCUUCACCUGUUGUGGCUCUGCUUGUUGUGUUGGCUUUUGAUUUCAUGGACGACGACUUUGGUUGGCAGAGAAGAGGUGCUUUGCUAGGGGCAGUCUUGGCUCUAGCUUCUUACUUCUACUCCCUGCACAAAACAAAGAAGAAGGAGAUCGCAGAACUGAACAAGAGAGAGAACAACAACAGUGAAGCUUAGUCUCUCUACAAUAUGCGUAGAUGAUAUUCUUAUUACUUUAUGUGUUUUGCAGAUACAAAUACUGUGUUUGUCCUGCAAGUGUCCUUUAUUGACUCAGAAGUUGUAUACAUCCAAAUGAGAGACUAAAAAUACAUCCGUGAUGAUAUC
This is a messenger RNA of Arabidopsis arenosa, 1332 nucleotides long. Lineage: Eukaryota; Viridiplantae; Streptophyta; Magnoliopsida; Brassicales; Brassicaceae. The record is from the annotation of a GenBank genome assembly.